CGAACCAACAGUACGAUUUCAUUCCACGAGAAACUUCCGAGCGGCUUGUGUCCGUGUUGCUAUUACGCGUUUGUGUGUUCCGUCCGCACCCGCCGCUGUGCGUGUACAGUUAACCGCCAUCGUUGGCCGUUCGUCGUCUCGUUUCCCCUCCAAACGACGACGCUCGCCGCGUAAACGUGAUCGGGGUAAAGUUCGUUUUCUACAAUCAUAUCAUUCCACUGCCGUCUUAACGUAAGCGGUUUUAUUUUAGAAUAGACUUUUAACUUUUUUUACAUCUUUAUUUUAGUGUUUUCUUCUAGUAGUCAUCAUCGUUAGUUAGUGUGCGCGCCGUCGUGUUCGUCGUGUGCCGCCAAAAUAUUAUUAAUUGAGUAAAGUGUCGCCACCGCCACCAUGUUUGACGUGUUCGGCUCCGUCAAGGGGCUGUUGAAGAUCGACAGCGUAUGCAUAGAUAACAACAUAUUCAGGUUGCACUACAAGGCGACCGUCAUUAUUUUGGUGGCUUUCUCAUUGCUAGUCACGUCUCGUCAGUACAUCGGUGACCCAAUCGACUGUAUCGUCGAUGAUGUACCCCUUAAUGUUAUGGACACCUAUUGUUGGAUUUACUCUACGUUCACCAUUCCAAAUCGGGUGGCCGGUCGCAUUGGCAAGGAUGUCGUCCAGCCCGGUAUAGCAUCUCAUGUAGAUGGCGAAGACGAAGUUAAAUACCACAAGUACUACCAGUGGGUGUGCUUCGUUCUAUUUUUCCAGGCUAUGUUCUUUUAUUUACCCAGGUAUAUGUGGAAAACUUGGGAGGGUGGCCGUAUCAAAAUGUUAGUGUUAGACCUUAACUGCCCAAUCAUCAGUGAAGACUGUAAAAAUGACCGCAAGAAACUGCUAUUAGAUUAUUUUGCCACUAAUUUACACACCCAAAACUUCUAUGCUAUUAGAUUUUUCCUAUGCGAGUUCCUGAAUUUUGUAAAUGUAAUUGCUCAAAUAUUUUUCAUGGAUUAUUUUCUGGAAGGUGAGUUUAGUACGUACGGUUCUGAUGUAUUGCGUUUCACCGAGAUGGAACCUGAAGACCGAGCUGAUCCAAUGGCUAGGGUAUUUCCAAAAGUCACCAAAUGUACAUUCCACAAAUAUGGUCCAUCUGGAUCUAUCCAGAAGUUGGAUGGUUUAUGCGUGUUACCAUUGAACAUUGUAAAUGAAAAAAUCUAUGUGUUUUUAUGGUUUUGGUUUUUGUUUGUGGCUGUACUCAGUGGUCUUAACUUAGUGUACCGUACUGCCGUUGUGGUCAUGCCAAAAUUCCGUUUAUUAUUGCUGAGAGCUAGAUCUCGCCUUGCACCUCAAGAUGAAGUUGAAACUAUCACUAAGAAAUGCCAGAUUGGAGAUUGGUUUGUUUUAUACCAGUUGGGAAAAAAUAUUGACCCAUUGAUCUUCAAAGAACUUGUAUCGGACUUAGCAAAAAGGCUGGACGGUAAGGAGAGUGUGUAAAUGUGACUUGACGGAACAACAAUCAUGUAUUUAAUUACUCAAUUAAACCAACAUAUUGUUAGCUUAGGAAAACACUGUUGAAUGAAUGAAUAAGCAAUAAUUUAGACAAUAUUUUUAUUUUUCUAUGUUCUUUUUACCCUAAAUCUCCAUGCAGUACUAAUUAUUAUAUACUUUUUCAAUUUGAACUUUCAAUAGGAGAACAAGGGAAUUGUGCAGUUUUAAACAAAAAUGUUGUUGUGUUCAUGAUUAACCUAGCCGGUUUUUAAAUUAUUAUUGACAAUUCGAAGCUUAAUAUUCCACAAUAUAUGAUUUAUUAUUAUAUAUUUUUUAUCAUUAUUAUUAAUUUAUUUUUAUUUUUUUUUUUUUAACUAUAAACAUUUUAAAUGUACAAAAAAAAAAAAUAUUGUUGGUCUCAUUACUGUUGUACAUAAAUUAAAAAAAAAUUUAUAACUGCUGUGACAUUUACUUUAAAAUGGUUGGUUGCGGAUUGUCUAUAUUUUGUAUAAAUUCUUUUAGAUGGUGUUAAAAUACAACCAUUUAUUGUAUUUAUGUUGAGGCACUAAAUAAUAUCUGUGGUUUCUUUCAUAGGAAAAACUAUCAAAUUUUAACAACUUGAAUUUUUUUGCAUAUUGCUACUUUUUUAUAUUAAGUAGGUAUUCUUACUCAUUUAUAGAACUAUUGCAAUAUAUAAAUUAAUGAAAGUCUUAAUUGUCAAUUAUUGUUUGUGUUAAGACAUCAUGUCCAUCCAUUAUUGAAGUUCAUUCAAAGUUUGUUAUCAUUAAUGAGCGUUAAUCUAUUAAUACAAUCAAAACGUGUAUUUUCUGUGUCUUCCAUUUUGAGCAAAGAAUGUGUUCACAAUUAUAUCAUCAUACAUUCCAUGUGUGCUCAAUAAUAACAAAAUAUUUCCUUAACUAAAAUAAAAACCGAAUUUUGCACAAAUGAUGUACAAUUUAUAACUUGUUCUUUUUUAAAAUUAAUUUGUAAAUAUGUCAAAAAUUUUGGGCCUCGUGAAUGUCGUUUAUAUUUAAAUUUUAUAAACAUUAUCAUGAAACAUAUGUGAUGCUAAUUAGCUGUAAUUUUAGAUUUAGUAACUGAUUUUUUUUUUUUUUUAUCCUAGAUGUUUAGAUAUUAUUUUUUAUUAUAAAUAUAUUAUUUAAAUAUAUAUGUUAACAAAAUAUUCCAUAAGUGCCUUUUUGUACUACAUAUAUUAAUAUCUUAAUGUACACUUGCACAUAUCGAAGAAUUAUUAUGUACUCUCAAAAUUGAUUAUUAUUCAACAUUCCAUUUUAUAUGUUCAUACAGUGUUCACUUGAUUUAAAACGAUUUAAGUGUGCCUUAUAUGCAUAGAACAUUAACAUUGUGUCAAUUAAGCCCAAAUUGACUGCCAAUAUAAGACUAUUAGAUACUUUUGUUAUACUUGAGACAAUGAUAUUUGAAAUAACGUUUGAUAAAAGUAAUGUAUUCAGUGUUUCUUUUUUAUAAUUAUUUAAUUAAAACAAAAUGUACAGAAAAUAUGUAAUGAUAUGAAGCCUGAUUAAAAUCUACACUAUCUGUGUUAGAGGUAUUUUUUGAUAUAUUUGUAUGUAUUUACUACCUAAUAAAUAAAAUAUGUUCAAUAUA
This is a messenger RNA of Daktulosphaira vitifoliae (grape phylloxera), 3090 nucleotides long. RefSeq names its product innexin inx2. Gene Ontology annotation, cellular component: gap junction; plasma membrane. Gene Ontology annotation, biological process: phototransduction. The transcript has a single exon. Lineage: Eukaryota; Metazoa; Arthropoda; Insecta; Hemiptera; Phylloxeridae. The coding region runs from base 391 to 1470 and encodes 359 amino acids. The record is from RefSeq and is a predicted model, not a curated record. Gene Ontology annotation, molecular function: gap junction channel activity.